Parastagonospora nodorum SN15 is the source of this 609-nucleotide messenger RNA. RefSeq lists its product as hypothetical. Bases 1 to 609 code for a protein of 202 amino acids. NCBI's taxonomy places the organism in Eukaryota, Fungi, Ascomycota, Dothideomycetes, Pleosporales, Phaeosphaeriaceae. The record is from RefSeq and is a predicted model, not a curated record. The transcript has a single exon.
AUGUCUUUUCCAUCUGAUGUCCCUCUGAAGCUACCGCGAUACAAGUACAAGCCACUGGAACGCAACAAGAAGCAAAUGCGCCUGAUUGAACUGAGUCCAAUGCUCGAAGAGGGCACAAUACACUGCACGCUUGAGGCGUUCGACUUCGCAGAAUUACCUGGAUAUAUUGCUCUGUCAUAUACAUCAGGACCUCCCACGCCGGUCCACGGCGUUGAGAUCGACGAAUGCCAUAUCACCGUCAGAGAGAAUCUCUAUCACUUUUUGCAGCAAUACCGGAAAGAAGAUGAGCCCGAGGUAUACUUGUGGAUUGAUCAAAUAUCCAUUGAUCAAUCGAACAUCGACGAGCGAAGCAGUCAGGUCCAGUUCAUGCGUGACAUCUACCAGAAGAGCGACUCGGUCAUAACAUGGCUUGGCGAUGGAUCAAGUACGGAGUCGACACGCAUGCGCUACGAAGCUGCGAAGCAAUUCAAUGAAACAAAAGGCAUAAAAUCUUUGGCGAACAUUUGCAACAUGAGUAUUUCAACCGAUUAUGGGUCAUUUAAGAGAUUCUAUUCGGAAAAGAUCUCAGAGUACUUGUACACGACGUGUGGACCUCAUGGCGCCAGAUGA